Molecule: messenger RNA, 3275 nt
Organism: Mizuhopecten yessoensis (Yesso scallop)
Lineage: Eukaryota; Metazoa; Mollusca; Bivalvia; Pectinida; Pectinidae
Exons: 2
Coding region: 621-3203 (860 amino acids)
Source: RefSeq, a predicted model, not a curated record
UCAUUUAAAAAGACUGUGGUGUAAAAUAUCAAUGUCAGAAACCGUGAAUUUAAGACCCUGCGAAUCAUAAAUUGUUUCUGGGAAUGCCAAUGCAAACUAAUUAAGUGUCCAGGAAAUCAAAAUGCACUCUAUUGUCCUGUGUCCAAAAUUAGGGCUGUCACGUGUACAGAAUAUUGACCCCAUGUUACUGGGUACUCAAACUAUUUGACCAAUCAGGAAUCAGCAUGAAUGCAAAAAACACUGCAGUGGAGAGUGGUAUCAGGGUAUUGGGUAGAGAUACUAAAAUCCACAAUCUGUGACCUCUGCUUGGUUGAUGAUACUAAAGUAUUUGGUAAAGCUAUAAAGUACACAUCUGACAUGAAUGAAAUACACUGUAGGUGAAAUGCAGUCAAAAUUAUGUUGUAUGUGAACAUGCUAUGUCAUCCCUAGUGAGUGAAAACAUAAAACAUACAUAAAUGUUGAAAUAUUUUAUUCUUUGAAUUUGUUGACACACGCAGUGAUAGACAUUUACCUAUUUUGACGGGUACCCAGGUACACAUUUUCAAAUCCGGUUUCCUAUCUAAAAUUAACCCGUAUUCAGGAACUCAGGUACACGUAACAGCUCUAAUCAAAAUAUUUAUAUGUCAAAUGGCAUCAGCAUAGUGAAUUAUUUUGACAGGUUCCGUGAAAGACAAAAAAGUGAGGGCAUUGUUUUAAGGAAAGCGUCCAAAGUUCUCACGAGAAAAGAAAGAGAGUUACAAAGGGAAUACUGGCGUAAGAAACAACAGGAGUCAAGAAAAAAGAGGCACCCACAGAAAAUAAGAAGAAAAAAGGAAAAAGAUAGAGUGAGAUUGAGGGAAUUACGGUUGAAAGUAAAAAUCCAAAAACUGAAAAAGAAGUCUCCACGAAAAAAACUACAGCUAAGAGAAACACUUAUUGAAACUUUGAAAAGUAAUCAUGUAGCAAGGCGAAUGGCUGCAAAGAAGCUAUCAAUUUUGAAAAAAUUUAGAAUGCACAAAACAGCAAGUUCCUAUCUAGGUAUCAGCCAAUCAUAUCUAAGCAAAUUGGCUAACCAAGAUGACCACCCAAAGCGAAAGCCCAGGAACGACAAAAUUCUGAAUGAAACAAAAGAAAAGAUUACUAAUUUUUUCCGGCGUGGAGAUGUAUCUACAAAUCUGCCAAUAUCUAAAAGGAUAAAGUUGGAUCAAACAGAGAGAAGAGUGCUGGAUAGACCGCUAAGACAGACAUUUUCUGAGUUUAAAGAAGCUAACCCGGAGGAAAUCGUCAGUUUUUCAACAUUUUCAAAAAACAAACCAGCUGAUGUGGAAACAACAAAAAAACAAAAAUGGAAUGCAUGUCUUUGCGAAUCAUGCACCAAUGCCGAGUUAAAAUUACGGUCACUGUCACAGUUGGCGAUCAAGUGCAAAAGUAAUGUGAAACUGAACAACAAAAGUGAGGCACUUGAAAAAACUAUGUGCGCGAGAGAACUAGGCCAAAAAUGGCACAAGGAACAGUGUAUUAAGAGGCAAUGUGAAAGCUGUGGAACCGACGGCAUUGUAGCAUUCUACACCCCACUCAUUGCCAGAGCUUCUGACAGAACAAUAACCUAUACAAAAUGGGAAAGGGUUACGAUAGUCAGAAAAGGAAAGGAAACUACACAAGUCAUGCCCAAGUCACACGAGAAAGGGGCCAAUUUGGUUGUGCUCGAGCUCGCCAAUGAGUUGGAAAAGUUAGCGGAACACAUCUUUGUGGCAAAUUGGCAGCAAGUUCAAUUCUCGGGACUGGUGAAGACGGUACCUCCUAACUGGGUCGUCUUGAACAUGGACUUUUCCGAAAACUAUUCAUGUUCAAACCAGAAUGAAGUACAAAGUGCCCACUGGGGACACAAUAGUGUUACAAUCCAUCCAACAGUCGCCUAUUACCAGUGCCCGGGAGAGGAAUGUGUUGAUGUUGUUCAGGAGGCUAUGGUGUUUGUAUCGGAUGAUUUGCAGCACGAUGCUCACGCUGUUGCUAAAUUUACUUCUCUUGCCAAUGAACACCUGCAAAAUGUGAGAGGUCUGACAAUUGAGAGAGAAAUACAACUGACUGAUGGUUGCUCGGCCCAAUACAAGAGUAAGACGCCCUUUACCGACAUUUCUUUUGCCAAUCAUGACCACGGAUUUCCGGUUGAACGUCACUUCUACGGUUCCCGCCAUGGUAAAGGGCCAUCGGACGGCGCAGGGGCAGUCGUCAAAUCAUCAGCAAAACGGUCGGUGAUGGGAAUGAAUAGCGUAAUCAAUAAUGCAGAAGAUUUAUUCAAUUUUGGGAAAGAAAAGUUGGAGAAAACUGAAAAAAAAAAUGACCACCUUCACCACAAGAGGACAUUCUUUCUGGUUAACAACAUCAGUCGAGACCGACCUGGAAGAAGUAAAACAAAAACUUUAUCAGGAACCCGAAAAGUCCAAAGCAUAAAAUCUGGGGCAAGACCUUUCACACUUUUCACAAGGAAUUUGUCCUGUUUUUGUUGUUCGUGUAUAAGCCAUCAUGACGAUGCGGAUGGAUUGGAGUGUGAAAAUAAGUUACAUGUCCAGGAUUGGGAGAGAAAGGAUUUGGUCAGAGAACAGAUUGGAGAAAGAGGACAGGUCAGAGGUAGAGGAAGGGCAAGAGGUAGAGGACAGGUUGCAGAAAGAGAACAGGUCAGAGAUAGAGGACAGGCCAGAGGUAGAGGACAGGUUAGAGGUAGAGGACAGGCCAGAGGGAGAGGAAGGGCCAGAGGUAGAGGACAGGUUGCAGAAAGAGGACAAGAAAGAAAAAGAGGACAGGCCAGAGGUAGAGGAGCUACAGAACGGGGAGUAGUAAGGACUAGAGGUGGCAGGAUAUCAAUUGCUCGAGGAGGAAGAGGAGUGAGAACUCGGGGUGGACAAGAUUCAUCUGAUGAAGAUUCUGAAAUCUCCAACCAAAGUACAAGUAGCAUGCUGGAUGACUCUGACCAAGACCCUGACUCUGAUUCUGACCAAGACCUUUAUGACCAUAUGGAAGAACCGGGGGGUUGCGUGGUACCGGUAGCACAUCCUGAUGUGGUGAAUGACAGUUCCUCCGACAUUAGUGAGGAAGGUUUUACAUAUAACCUGAUGGAGUUAUCUGGGUUAAGCGAUAUCCUGCGGGACCUUGACAAGGUAUGCACACAGGAUAUUUUCUUAUCUUCACAUUUAUGCGAAAAAGGUUUUAAUAAUCUUAUCUGGUAAUAUGUAUAUAUAUAGUAGUAGUAGAUGGUAUUUGUUUUUUCAUGAAUAGUGUUAAUGAUACACAAUAGAAAU